This is a messenger RNA of Salvia hispanica, 339 nucleotides long. RefSeq names its product antifungal protein ginkbilobin-like protein. Lineage: Eukaryota; Viridiplantae; Streptophyta; Magnoliopsida; Lamiales; Lamiaceae. Gene Ontology annotation, cellular component: plasmodesma. The record is from RefSeq and is a predicted model, not a curated record.
AUGGUUGCAGAAAGCAGCCCAAACACCUCUAUAAACUCAUGGCGUUGCAAUGUGAAUUCCUACUCUUCCAAUGACGCUUACGCGGACAACGUCGAAUACGUGCUUGCGGAUUUGAUGAACGUCACUCCCAACGCCGGCUACGAUUACUACACUCGGUCGCCUUCCAAGUCGGCCGUCUGCUACGGCCACGCCACAUGCUCGUCGGCUCUCUCCUACAACGACUGCGCCGACUGCCUCACUGCAGCCAGGUCCUCUGUCAAGGACAUAUGCGCCGCCAAAAUCGGCGGCGAGGUGGACCUGGUCGACUGCACCAUUAGAUAUGAGAAUUACUCUUUCUAA